Neolamprologus brichardi is the source of this 3188-nucleotide messenger RNA. It is a transcript of the gene stx3b, whose product is annotated as syntaxin 3b. The record is from RefSeq and is a predicted model, not a curated record. Gene Ontology annotation, biological process: vesicle fusion; intracellular protein transport; exocytic insertion of neurotransmitter receptor to postsynaptic membrane. Gene Ontology annotation, cellular component: endomembrane system; postsynapse; plasma membrane. Gene Ontology annotation, molecular function: SNARE binding; SNAP receptor activity. Lineage: Eukaryota; Metazoa; Chordata; Actinopteri; Cichliformes; Cichlidae.
UGAUUACUGGUAGCCAGCGGAGAAACAGAUUAUACGGCUCCACACAACUGUUGUUUUAAUCCCCUGAGCGAGGAGAUUUAGCAAGAAAAAACACUGGCUUCAAACCCAGCAGCCAUAUUGUAUGGAAAAGCGACGGAAAGACUCCUGUUUUCAGAAAAAAGUCGUUUUCUCAGGCACAUCUGUCAAGACUUUUGGGGAGUUUAAUUUUCUGCCUCACUGGCGGUGGGUCUCUGUUGCACAGCUAGCUUGGCAGCUGGCUGAGAAAUUGAGAGAUUGGGACUAGUUUUUUAUUUUAUUUUAAAACCCUUUUUGCACAAUAUUGUGUUUAUUUCUUUAUUGUAAUACUGUGAAGCUAACCGCCUAAAAAUGAAGGACCGAUUGGAGCAGCUUAAAGCGGUGUGUGAUCAAGAUGAUGAUGAUGUGGAGAUUGCUGUGGACAAUGCAGGCUUUAUGGAUGAGUUCUUUUCUGAGAUCGAGGUAAUCCGAAACAACAUUGAUAAAAUCGAUGAGAACGUGACAGAAGUGAAAAAGCUUUACUCUGUCAUCUUGUCUGCUCCCACAUCAGAUCAGAAAACACAGGAGGACUUGGAGGCGAUCACCAAUGACAUAAAGAAGUUGGCCAACGGUGCGAGGAACAAACUCAAGACCAUUGAGAGGAAUCUGGAGUCAGAAGAGCAGGAGAGGGUGUCGGCUGACACGCGGAUACGUAAAUCACAGCAUGCAGUGCUGUCUAGGAAGUUUGUGGAGGUGAUGACAAAGUAUAAUGAAGCUCAGGUGGAUUUCCGGGAGAGGAGUAAAGGACGUAUUCAGAGACAGCUCGAGAUCACUGGAAAAGCAACUACGGAUGAAGAACUAGAGGAGAUGUUGGAGGGUGGUAAUGCUGCUGUGUUCACUGCAGGGAUUGUAGACUCGGGGAUCUCCAAACAAGCCCUGAAUGAGAUUGAAGCCAGACACAAAGACAUCGUCCGUCUGGAGAGUAGUAUUAAGGAGCUGCACGAUAUGUUUGUAGACAUUGCCAUGCUGGUUGAGAGCCAGGGUGACAUGGUAGAAAACAUAGAGCAGAAUAUAUCCAAGUCAGUGGACCACAUAGUAGCAGCAAAGGAGCAGACCAAAAAAGCUGUAAGGUAUCAGACCAAAGCACGCAAGAAACUGGUGAUAAUAAUUGUGAUUGUGGUGAUCUUGGUGAUCAUAGUGGCUCUGGCAAUUGGGUUGUCAGUGGGAUUAAACAAACGAUGAUGAGUUAUUUGAAUAAGAGAAGCGCUAAGGAAGAUCAUCAUUAUUGCUGUGGUCUGUGCCGUGGUUCUUCUCAUUAUCCUCAUCAUCAUCCUCACCCAGACACUAUAGGGCUGAUCGCUGCCGUCAUCUCAUCAUCUGUGUAUUCAACAUCCUCACCAUUAUUCAUCAGCCUGCCUGCAGAAGGAAAAACCGAUCCUGAUCACUCCAUAUGGGUAUAAGAAUAUUUAACCUGCAGAUAUUUUCAAUCGAAUAAAACACACUGAGGGUCUCCCUGACUUUUGGACAAUUGAGGAUGUUCUCCUGCGAAUGAGGAAACGAGACCAAAGAUGACAUAUGAGGUACAUUGUCUAUUGUACCUCUGUGAAGGCGAAAAGGGAAUUGGGAAACAAAACAUCACUUCAGUGUCACUAAACAUUUCACUGUUCAACAUUUGCUGCCAAAGAAUCAGCUGGGAAGCGUUUGUCAUCUGAAAGCUUUCAGAAGCACAUAAACCCCCUGAUUUCUUUGAGCCUUGAUUUGAUUUUAUGAUUGAAAAUCUCCCCAGUGAACUUUCAGUGCUGUGGGAUUUCUUUUUGUUGUUGCUGUUGUUAGGGUUUGGGGAGUUCCAGCACUUUAACAUUUCCAAAUGCGUAGCUCAGAUAUCUGUAAUUAUCACUGGUUGUUAAAAAAAACAAAAAAAACAAACAAAUAUGAAGGACUGCACUUAUGGGAACACAUUUCAUGAACUUACAGGCGCGUGUGAUGAACGCUCAUUACUUGCUUACUUGUAGCAGCUGAAAUUUGAUCCUUUUCACAACCCAAACCUAAGCUUUUACAUGUAUAGACACAGUUACUCCUCCUGUUAAAGUGCUGUAGAAAUCUUUCAAUGCCAAAGGGGUUUUAGAGAGUCUGGUAGUAACACUAGUGGUUUGUUUCCCGUAAGUGCCAGAAUAGUCUUUUUGUAUUUAUUCUGCUGUUCUAAGACAUGUUGCUUAUGACGUCACAUACAAAUGGGCACUCUGUAAAGUAUCCUUGGCUAGUCUUGUCUUACUACUGGGAAAUGCCUUAACAGGCAUAUUUUAGGUUUUACUACUGAGUUGCCAGUUUUAGACACAGUCCUGCAGUACAUCUGAUGUUUGCGAAGGUCAUAAUGUUCAGUUUUUGUUUACACAGCCUUAGGAUGUAAUGGUUUGACGUUUUUAACAGAGGCUGUAUGUGUGCUGCUCUUUACUUCAUAGGUGUGUCUAAUAUUUAGACUGCCCUCAUUUGUGAAUGUGGGGGGUGGGGACAAUAUUACAAACACCUCUUACUGUAACCAGUUCAUCCGCACCACAAAGUACGUCCUCCAAAAAGCCCAUUGAGUCUUAAUGAACAAUUUCAACUAAAAUGAACAUUAUACCUCCUUUUUUUUAUUUAAAGAAGUCAUUUUAAUGUACAUAGAAAACUUGUAUUUUCAAAAAAAGCACGAUGCACAAGACGACAGGAUUUUUGCAGGGCUGUGUAUUAGAUCACAUUAGCUUUAGCAACAUGUACCUCCCUGUUGGAUUCAGUAAUGGUUGUCCAUCAUCAUUUCAUUCAUUUCAUUUCAGACAAUCUUUGGAACUGACAGUUUACCAAACCAAAGUGCACAGGUUGUCAUCCAGUGGCUUUAACAGGGUAAUUAAAGCACGUGAUUCCAGCCGUACAUAAAAUCAGUACCAACCAGUCAUGAGGAGAAGCCCUGACAUAAGGGAGUAGGCCGAUUUCAGUAAAACAAUGUUGUAAUUUAAGCAUGAAUUAAAUUGUAAACUGUGGUUUGUAUGAAGCACUUGAAAAUGAGAAUCCCGCAGCAUCAUCAUCAUCAUUUAGGGGCACAAUCCAUUUUAUUUGAGUCGUUGGCGCAGACUGGAACAUAAGAGAAAAUUGAAGCUUUUUUUUACCUGUGUAAAUGUCGAUGAUUUUAUCAGAAAUUAAAGAUUUUGUGUGUUAAAUUA